This is a messenger RNA of Lagopus leucura (white-tailed ptarmigan), 5836 nucleotides long. It is a transcript of the gene PPIP5K2, whose product is annotated as diphosphoinositol pentakisphosphate kinase 2. Lineage: Eukaryota; Metazoa; Chordata; Aves; Galliformes; Phasianidae. Gene Ontology annotation, molecular function: inositol hexakisphosphate kinase activity; 5-diphosphoinositol pentakisphosphate 1-kinase activity; diphosphoinositol pentakisphosphate kinase activity. Gene Ontology annotation, biological process: inositol metabolic process; inositol phosphate biosynthetic process. Gene Ontology annotation, cellular component: cytosol. The transcript is spliced from 32 exons. The record is from RefSeq and is a predicted model, not a curated record. Bases 345 to 4160 code for a protein of 1271 amino acids.
CGCGAGCUGCGCCGCGGGCAGGUGAGGCGGCGGUUGCUAGGUGUUGCGGGGCGGCGACGGCGACGGCCGGGCCGGGAAUUUGAAGGUUCAGAAGCAGUACCAUCUCAGGGAAGCAGUAGCCUGUUGUGGGUCUCCUGAAGCAAUAACUUAAACCAAUAAUAAGCAGAUGAUACCAGGUUAAUGGUGUUUGGUUCAUGUCACAGUGCCAUCACUGUGGCAACACCGCUCAACAGCAUCAACAAGCCAGGGACUUCUACACUCCCAAGUCACUAGGAAACAUGCCCAGCAUCUCAGCUGCCAAAGUGACUGCAGUCUCAACAUAAAUAUCUGUAGAUCUCUUAGCCAUGUCUGUUAGUGCAACAGAGAAUGAUCCUCCUAGAUUCUUCGUUGGUGGAGAAGAUGGAGAAGAACUGUUGGAUUCAGCCAGAUCUACGGAUUGUGAACAUUUCUAUGACCAUGGGGAAGAAGAGGAGGAAGAAUAUGACUCGCCACCAGAAAGACAGAUUGCAGUUGGAAUUUGUUCAAUGGCCAAGAAAUCAAAGUCUAAACCAAUGAAAGAAAUUCUUGAACGUCUCUCCAUGUUUAAGUACAUUACUGUUGUAAUAUUUGAGGAAGAUGUUAUUUUGAAUGAGCCAGUAGAAAACUGGCCAUUAUGUGACUGUCUCAUUUCUUUCCAUUCUAAAGGAUUUCCACUGGACAAAGCAGUUGCCUAUGCAAAACUCAGGAAUCCAUUCAUAAUCAAUGACUUGAAUAUGCAGUAUCGCAUACAAGACAGGAGAGAAGUGUAUGGUAUUCUUAAAGCUGAAGGCAUUUUACUUCCUCGUUACGCAGUUCUGAACCGUGAUCCAAACAAUCCACAAGAAUGCAACUUGAUUGAAGGAGAAGAUCAUGUGGAAGUGAAUGGGGAAAUUUUCCAAAAGCCUUUUGUAGAAAAGCCAGUUAGUGCUGAGGACCACAAUGUUUACAUUUAUUACCCAGCAUCUGCUGGGGGUGGAAGCCAGAGACUUUUUCGAAAGAUUGGCAGCAGAAGCAGUGUUUAUUCCCCUGAAAGCAGCGUGAGAAAAACAGGCUCCUAUAUUUAUGAGGAAUUUAUGCCUACGGAUGGCACAGAUGUGAAGGUGUACACAGUAGGUCCUGACUAUGCUCAUGCUGAAGCCCGGAAGUCCCCAGCUCUUGAUGGUAAGGUAGAGCGGGAUAGCGAAGGAAAAGAAGUGAGGUAUCCAGUCAUCCUGAAUGCAAGAGAGAAGUUAAUUGCUUGGAAAGUAUGCCUUGCCUUUAAGCAAACAGUUUGUGGCUUUGAUUUGCUGCGUGCUAAUGGACAGUCAUAUGUCUGUGAUGUGAACGGCUUCAGUUUUGUGAAAAACUCCAUGAAAUACUAUGAUGAUUGUGCUAAGAUACUGGGAAAUAUCAUAAUGAGAGAACUUGCUCCCCAGUUUCAGAUACCAUGGUCAAUUCCAUUGGAAGCUGAAGACAUCCCUAUCGUGCCAACCACCUCUGGGACAAUGAUGGAGCUUAGAUGUGUUAUAGCUGUAAUACGUCAUGGAGACCGAACACCAAAACAAAAAAUGAAAAUGGAAGUAAAACAUCAAAAAUUUUUUGAUCUCUUUGAAAAAUGUGAUGGAUAUAAAUCUGGAAAACUAAAACUGAAAAAACCAAAACAGCUGCAGGAAGUGCUUGAUAUAGCAAGGCAACUCCUUGUGGAACUUGGGCAGAACAAUGAUUCUGAAAUUGAGGAAAGUAAAGCAAAACUUGAACAGUUAAAGACUGUGUUAGAAAUGUAUGGGCAUUUUUCAGGCAUAAACCGCAAAGUUCAAUUAACGUAUCUUCCUCAUGGCUGCCCAAAGACUUCCAGUGAAGAGGAAGAUAACAGAAGAAAUGAACCAUCCCUCCUACUGGUUCUAAAAUGGGGAGGAGAACUGACCCCUGCAGGCAGGGUUCAAGCAGAGGAGCUUGGAAGGGCAUUCAGGUGUAUGUAUCCAGGUGGACAAGGAGAUUAUGCUGGAUUUCCUGGCUGUGGUUUACUUAGAUUACAUAGCACUUACCGACACGAUCUCAAAAUCUAUGCUUCUGAUGAGGGAAGAGUUCAGAUGACUGCAGCAGCUUUUGCAAAGGGACUACUGGCCUUAGAGGGCGAGCUGACUCCUAUUCUUGUCCAGAUGGUAAAAAGUGCUAAUAUGAAUGGUCUAUUGGACAGUGACAGUGAUUCUUUAAGCAGCUGUCAGCAUCGUGUUAAAGCAAGGCUCCAUGAAAUUCUCCAGAGAGACAGAGAAUUUACUGCUGAUGACUACGAUAAGCUUACACCAUCUGGAAGCAUCUCAUUGAUAAAAUCAAUGCAGGUUAUUAAAAAUCCUGUUAAGACAUGUGACAAAGUCUACUCCUUGAUCCAGAGCUUGACUUCUCAGAUUAGGCAAAAAAUGGAAGAACCAAAGUCUGCAGAUAUUCAGCUGUACCACAGUGAAACACUAGAACUGAUGCUGCGCAGGUGGGCCAAGCUGGAAAAAGACUUUAAAACAAAGAAUGGAAGAUACGAUAUUAGCAAAAUUCCUGAUAUUUACGACUGUAUAAAAUACGAUGUGCAGCACAAUGGCUCCUUAAAAUUAGAAAACACAAUGGAAUUAUACAGACUUUCAAAAGCUUUAGCUGACAUUGUGAUUCCUCAGGAAUAUGGUAUUUCUAAGGCUGAGAAACUAGAGAUUGCCAAAGGUUAUUGCACUCCUCUAGUUAGAAAAAUCCGUUCUGACCUUCAGAGAACUCAAGAUGAUGAUACUGUAAAUAAGCUUCACCCUCUUUACUCCAGGGGUGUUAUGUCCCCUGAACGCCAUGUACGUACACGACUGUAUUUCACCAGCGAAAGUCAUGUUCAUUCCCUGCUAUCCACCCUUCGUUAUGGUGCCUUAUGUGAUGAGACAAAAGAUGAACAGUGGAAACGAGCUAUGGAUUACUUAAAUGUUGUCAAUGAACUCAAUUACAUGACACAGAUUGUUAUCAUGCUCUAUGAGGAUCCAAAUAAGGAACUUUCUUCGGAAGAACGUUUUCAUGUAGAGCUGCACUUUAGUCCAGGAGCCAAAGGCUGUGAGGAAGAUAAAAAUUUGCCAUCUGGAUAUGGAUACAGACCUGCCUCCCGAGAGAAUGAAGGCUCGAAGAAAACCUCACAUAGAAAUGAUAGUGAUGAGGAGGCACAUACUUCUAAAAGGGAUGAAACAGAUCGGUCAGUAGUGAUGUUCAAGCCAAUGGUAUCAGACCCAAUUCAUAUACACAGAAAGUCACCCCUUCCGAGAUCCAGGAUGAUUGGUUCUGUUGAAGAAGAGAGCCCCCUGAGUGUGUCUAGCCCAGAGUGUAUUGGUACCUGGCUGCAUUACACCAGUGGUGUGGGUACUGGGCGUCGAAGACGCAGAUCAGGGGAACAAAUCACUUCUUCCCCUGUCUCCCCCAAAUCAUUGGCUUUCACAUCCAGUAUUUUUGGCUCAUGGCAACAGGUCCUAUCAGAAAGCAAUAGUAACUUACGAACACCAAGAACUAUUCUGGAACAAAAGCAGAGCAGUCUAGGGUCUCACUGUGCGGGCCUGUUUAGCACCUCAGUGCUCGGGGGUUCUUCAAGUGCACCUAACCUACAGGAUUAUGCUCGUACGCAUCGUAAAAAGCUGACUUCUUCUGGCUUCGUAGAUGACACCACACGCGGUUCUGCUGUUAAAAGGUUUUCUAUCUCAUUUGCUCGACACCCAACCAAUGAACACCCACACCUCUUUAGGUGCUGGUCCAUUUCCUCUGUGGAAUUUCUAGGCUCCAGUGGUUUUGAACUAUAUUCCAUGGUGCCUUCUAUUUGCCCUUUGGAAACUCUUCACAACUCCCUGUCUUUGAAGCAAGUGGAUGAAUUUCUUGCCUCUGUUGCUGCUCCAUCAAAGGAAAACCUACAGGAGACAUCUUCUCCAACUUACAUGAGUCCAUUGUCAGGAAGAAAAAUUUCAUUGAAUACAUACACCCCUGCAAAAAUCCAGCCAACACCACUUGAAACUUUGCCAGAAAAGCCAGCAAUAGAGAAACCAGCUUCAUCUUCCAGUGAAUCUUCUGUGUGUGUACCUGAUGUUAAGCUAUCUGUUGAAGAAGCCUCACUAGGUGAAGAACUUAGUAGUGACACUCUUUCUGAGAAUAAGUGCAUUUGAUCAGAAAAAACUGGAAAGAACUUCUUAAAUGAUUUCUUAGUGUUCAUUCAAAUAAAUAAUUGAUCACGCAAAAGCCAUUCAUGCCUGCAAUUUAUAGUGCAUUUAAGAACCUUCUGUUUAAACAAGAUUGAUUAAUGUGCAUUGUACAUACGUUUGUCAAAUGUCUUUUCUCAUUUUCUACAUAUUUCAGGAAAUGCAUUUAUUUAUCAGUUUGAACUGCACACCUCUAAAGAAAAAGCUGCACAUGAACCUUUUCGUUGUCUUCAGAUAUUGACUGUAAACUUAUUCAAAAGUAGUACGUGUUACAGAGGCUCUGCUGAUGUCACUGUAAUGAAGUAUUGUCCGUUGUCGUUAUGAACUUCUAUUUUCAGGAGUUUAUAAUUUGCCCGCAAGUUUCUUUUGUGGGCUGAAAUGUAACACACAUCUUGGCUGAAAGCUUUUUUCUUUUUUCUUUUUUCUUUCUUUCUUUUUUUUUUUUAAGUUAACUACGUAUCCAAAGAAAUCUCUUUUGGCUGUUUUUAAAAGAUAAGCAGGUGAUUUCUGCAUUUGAACAAUUUUAUAUCGUAUAUGCUGCAAUAAGUAGGCAUGAUGGAGUGAGUCAAUGUACUUCUACUUUUGAGUCUCCUUAUUUUUAAUUUCUGUUUACAUCAGACCUGUAACAUUCAAAGUACCUUCUCUUUUGUUGUGUAGUAUACAUGCUUGUAUACGGGUACCUGUAUAUCAUGCAGCAGAUAAAACUGUCUUUUAUAUGUUUUUAUCAAAAGAAAUCUUUUGUUUACCAAAAGGACAGCUUUAUUUGCUUUGCCAUAUGUUUCUACAAAAAGAUGAUGUUAAAAAGCAGGGUUUAUAAAAAAGAGAAAAGGUUACAGCUGGUCUUCUAGUCAGUUUACCCUAAAAAUUGUAAAUAUUCUGUCUAUACUGUAUUCCCAUCCCUUCAAAGUAAAGAGAGAGUGUGAUCUGCCAGGACUCAGUUGCUGAUGUUGCAAAAUACUCAGGCUUGAGCAUGGCAUGGGGAUUUCCAUAACCCUGUCCUUCCAAUCUAGGGGAUAGACAGCAGCUCUUAUUAAAGGACAUUAAUUAUUUUGUAAGAUCUGUGAGAAGCAUUACCAUAUCAGUGGAACCUCGAGUUACUGGAUUAUAUACAGUAAUCAUCCAGUCUCAGCAGUUCUGUCAUUUUCUGUGGCAUGACAAACCAUUGAUGAUUACACUUAUUCCAAAUGUGUGAAAACAGUGUCCACUUGUUUCAGUUCAAGUGGAAGACAUUUAUUACUGACUUAAUAAGCUAUAAGUUAAAGUUUCGUGUUUAAGUUGCAUAGCUUCUGAGUAAUACUUUUCAGUAGGGCUCUUUUUCAUCUCCAGAGCCAGUGCAACUGUAAUUUUUAUUCACCUUGCCACAGGGUCUGUGUCUUUACUACGUGUGAAAUAGCUUCAGCACUCUGAUUAUAAAAACUGCUGGUUAAAUACCAAAAAUAUGAAGGGUUUCACAGCUAUAUACUUAAUACAUUUCAUUUUUGUAGUUAACUGUUAUUGACAGUGUUUGUCUCGCACACAACUGAAUGUACACAUUGUUUACUAUUUAAAAAAUACUGUUAGAAGUAUGCAUACCAUUCCAGUCAACCAAAGCUGUGGCAUAACUUUUUUUAUGUGCUCCUAAAUAAAAACAAGGCCAUUGGCAA